Callithrix jacchus (white-tufted-ear marmoset) is the source of this 2726-nucleotide messenger RNA. It is a transcript of the gene WDR24, whose product is annotated as WD repeat domain 24. NCBI's taxonomy places the organism in Eukaryota, Metazoa, Chordata, Mammalia, Primates, Cebidae. The record is from RefSeq and is a predicted model, not a curated record. Gene Ontology annotation, molecular function: protein binding. Gene Ontology annotation, cellular component: GATOR2 complex; cytosol; vacuolar membrane. Gene Ontology annotation, biological process: positive regulation of macroautophagy; positive regulation of TORC1 signaling; cellular response to amino acid starvation.
CGCUCAGCCAGGGUGAGGAUGGGCUGGACUGACGGACGAAAGUGAGUUUGACCUUGCUUGUCAGGCUGAUUGGUUGAUGGACUGCCCUGGACUGGCUCACCAAGACUGACCAGGCCGGGCCCAAGCAGUUCUGGCGUUCCCAACCUGGGUUGGAAGGUCUGAACUGAUGGCCCACCCGGGCUGAGCCCACCUCACUGACCUCCUGACCCCUGACCUCAUCACCUGUACAGCCAUGGAGAAGAUGUCCCGUGUAACCACAGCCCUGGGUGGCGGUGUGCUGACAGGCCGCACCAUGCACUGCCACUUGGACGCUCCUGCCAAUGCCAUCAGCGUGUGCCGUGACGCGGCCCAGGUGGUCGUGGCAGGCCGCAGCAUCUUCAAGAUCUAUGCCAUCGAGGAGGAACAGUUCGUGGAGAAGCUGAACCUGCGUGUGGGGCGCAAGCCUUCACUUAACCUGAGCUGCGCCGACGUGGUCUGGCACCAGAUGGAUGAGAACCUGCUGGCCACAGCAGCCACCAAUGGCGUGGUGGUGACGUGGAACCUGGGCCGGCCAUCCCGCAACAAGCAGGACCAGCUGUUCACAGAGCACAAGCGCACGGUGAACAAAGUCUGCUUCCACCCCACCGAAGCCCACGUGCUGCUCAGUGGCUCCCAGGAUGGCUUCAUGAAGUGCUUUGACCUCCGCAGAAAGGAUUCUGUCAGUACCUUCUCGGGCCAGUCCGAGAGCGUGCGGGACGUCCAGUUCAGUAUCCGGGACUACUUCACCUUCGCCUCCACCUUCGAGAACGGUAACGUGCAGCUCUGGGACAUCCGGCGCCCCGACCGGUGUGAGAGAAUGUUCACGGCCCACAACGGCCCUGUCUUCUGCUGCGACUGGCAUCCCGAGGAUAGGGGCUGGUUGGCCACAGGAGGGCGCGACAAGAUGGUGAAGGUCUGGGACAUGACCACGCACCGUGCCAAGGAGAUGCACUGUGUGCAGACCAUCGCGUCAGUGGCCCGUGUUAAGUGGCGGCCAGAGUGCCGCCACCACCUGGCCACAUGCUCCAUGAUGGUCGACCACAACAUCUACGUUUGGGACGUGCGCCGGCCCUUCGUGCCAGCUGCCAUGUUUGAGGAGCACCGAGACGUCACCACGGGCAUCGCCUGGCGCCACCCGCACGACCCCUCCUUCCUGCUGUCCGGCUCCAAGGACAGCUCACUGUGCCAGCACCUGUUCCGUGACGCCAGCCAGCCCGUGGAGCGCGCCAACCCUGAGGGCCUCUGCUACGGCCUCUUUGGGGACCUGGCCUUUGCCGCCAAGGAGAGCCUCGUGGCUGCCGAGUCGGGGCGCAAGCCCUACACUGGUGACCGGCGCCACCCCAUCUUCUUUAAGCGCAAGCUGGACCCUGCUGAGCCCUUCGCAGGCCUUGCCUCCAGUGCCCUCAGCGUCUUUGAGACGGAGCCGGGUGGUGGCGCCAUGCGCUGGUUUGUGGACACAGCUGAGCGUUACGCACUGGCCGGCCGGCCGCUGGCCGAGCUGUGUGACCACAACGCAAAGGUGGCUCGGGAGCUCGGCCGUGACCAGGUGGCACAGACAUGGACCAUGCUGCGGACCAUCUACUGCAGCCCGGGCCUGCUGCCUACCGCAAACCUCAGCCACAGCAUGGGCAAGGGUGGCUCCUGUGGCCUGCAGCUCAUGAACAGUUUCAACCUGAAAGAUAUGGCCCCAGGUUUGGGCAGUGAGACCCGGCUGGACCGCAGCAAAGGAGACGCACGGAGCGACACGGUUCUGCUUGACUCCUCGGCCACACUCAUCACCAAUGAGGAUAAUGAGGAAACCGAGGGCAGCGACGUACCUGCUGACUACCUCCUGGGUGACGUGGAGGGCGAGGAUGACGAGCUGUACCUGCUGGACCCAGAACACACUCACCCCGAGGAGCCCGAGUGCGUGCUGCCGCAGGAGGCCUUUCCACUGCGCCACGAGAUUGUGGACACACCUCCCGGGCCCGAGCACCUGCAGGACAAGGCCGACUCCCCGCAUGUGAGCGGCAGCGAGGCGGAUGUGGCCUCCCUGGCUCCCGUGGACUCCUCCUUCUCGCUCCUGUCUGUCUCACACGCGCUGUACGACAGCCGCCUACCGCCCGACUUCUUCAGCAUGCUGGUGCGGGACAUGCUGCACUUCUAUGCUGAGCAGGGCGACGUGCAGAUGGCUGUGUCUGUGCUCAUCGUCCUGGGUGAACGGGUGCGCAAGGACAUCGACGAGCAGACCCAGGAGCACUGGUACACCUCCUACAUCGACCUGCUGCAGCGCUUCCGCCUGUGGAACGUGUCCAACGAGGUGGUCAAGCUGAGCACGAGCCGAGCCGUCAGCUGCCUCAACCAGGCCUCCACCACCCUGCAUGUCAACUGCAGCCACUGCAAACGGCCCAUGAGCAGCCGGGGCUGGGUCUGCGACAGGUGCCACCGCUGCGCCAGCAUGUGCGCCGUCUGCCACCACGUUGUCAAGGGCCUGUUCGUGUGGUGCCAGGGCUGCAGCCACGGCGGCCACCUGCAGCACAUCAUGAAGUGGCUGGAAGGCAGCUCCCACUGCCCCGCGGGCUGCGGCCACCUCUGCGAGUACUCCUGAGCGUUUGCUAGGCUCUGGGGACCUGACCGCCCGGCCGGCCACGUGCAAAACCCCGCCUGGUCUUGGGCCCCAGACGGGCAGAGGCUGGAACUUGAAACCCCAAUAAAGGAAGUGGAAUCGC